Colletotrichum graminicola M1.001 is the source of this 1686-nucleotide messenger RNA. RefSeq lists its product as uncharacterized. NCBI's taxonomy places the organism in Eukaryota, Fungi, Ascomycota, Sordariomycetes, Glomerellales, Glomerellaceae. The transcript has 2 exons. The coding region runs from base 1 to 1686 and encodes 561 amino acids. The record is from RefSeq and is a predicted model, not a curated record.
AUGAAGUACCAAACUGUUGCUUUCGCCUCUUCGGCUCUCCUCGGCCUCGUGUCCGGUGCUCCUCAGCACCUCCGCCGCGUCUCCAAGCGCGAGGUCCCCCAGGAACACUCGCAUGAGAUCUUCCUCGACAUCACGCGCGAGAACUUGGCCAAGAACAACCCCAAGCAGAUCUCCGACCCCGUCUUCGGCCUCCUCGGCGAUGCCGCGGCCGCAAAGGGCGCCGGCCAGGUCACCAACCUCGCCUGCCUGCAGCAGGAGACGGCCGACCAGGCCUUCACCAACGCCAAGGCCGCCAACGACAUCCGCGGCAUGUCCGCCGCUCUGGUCUACCAGGCCAUCGAGCGCAACACCGCGGGCGUCGGCAAGACCAGCGCCGCUUGCACUGACAAGGCCGUCAACCCCGAGAUCGCGGCCCUGGUCAACAAGCACCAGGACCCCGCCUCUGACGGUGCGGCCGCCAACAACAAGGCCGUCACCCUCGAGCUUGCGAAGCAGCUUGCCUCGGUCGGCGGUGACCCCAUGCUCGCUCUCAUGAGCGGCACCUUCGCCCCCGGCGACAAGGCCGACACCACCGGAAAGGGCAACUCUUGCGACGACGCUAAUGACCCUACCGGCUGCAUCUUCACCCAGAAGAAGCUCGUCCUCGACGCCACCCCCGAUGAGAUCACCCAGGCCGUCAAGGGCAUCACCCCGACCAUCACCGGAGGCACGGGCGAGCUGAAGGCUGCCGACGUCGCCAAUGUAGCCGACUUCAAGGUUGCUGGAGGUGCCGCCGCCGCUGCUCCCGCCGCCGCUGCUCCCGCCGCCACUGCUCCCGCCACUGUUGCCACCGCUGUUACCAUCACUGUUCCCACCGCUACUCCCUCCGCUACUCCCGCAGCUGGUAACGACAACGACGCUGGCAACCAGAAGAACGGCGCCUCUUGCAAGGCCAAGGACAACAGCGCCGCCGCUGACGCCAACAACGCCACCGCCGGCGCUGAUGCUGCUGCCGGUGCCGCCGCCCCCGCCGGCACCAACGUUACUCUAGGGUUGCGCGCGCCUGGCAUAUACCAGACCAUUUUGCACUGGCAUAGGUGCGACGCCCAGGACACCCAGUGCCGCAGCCAGGCCGGCCUGACCAAGCGCGAGGCCGCCGGCACCAACGUCCAGACCUUCACCGGCACCCUCGGCGGUCUCCCUCCCCCGGUCAUCCAGAGCACCGGCGACCGCCCCUUCUCCGUCGACGGUGACACCUUCGUCGGCAAGGGCGCCGCCCUCGGCCGCUCCUGUGACGUCCAGCAUAACGCCUGCGCCCGCGCCGCCAACAGCGGCCAGAUCUCUGGUGGCGUCUCGCAGUGCGACGCCCAAGACGCCCAGUGCCGCAGCCAGGCCGGCCUGACAAAGCGCGAGGCCGCCGCCGGCAAGUUCGGCUCCUGCAGCGACCCCUCCAUCGCCUUCAAGUCCGGCCUCGCCGAUCGCCAGGGUGAGGCCGCCUUCAUCGCCAACAACCAGAAGGACUUCGCCCACGGCUCGGCCCAGAAGAUCGGCAUCAUCGCCGGCUUCAUCUGCCAGCGCCUCCAGGACAGCUGCAAGGCCUCCGCCGCCGUCGUCAACAGCUGCAAGGCCGCCCAGGCCGCGGCGACCGCCGCCACCCAGGACGCGACCGCCGCCAACGUCUUCAACAGCAAGCUCAUUGGUAACUAG